This is a messenger RNA of Tachysurus vachellii, 2660 nucleotides long. RefSeq names its product calcium channel, voltage-dependent, beta 3b (gene cacnb3b). The transcript has 14 exons. Gene Ontology annotation, molecular function: high voltage-gated calcium channel activity; protein binding. Lineage: Eukaryota; Metazoa; Chordata; Actinopteri; Siluriformes; Bagridae. Bases 1 to 1227 code for a protein of 408 amino acids. Gene Ontology annotation, biological process: chemical synaptic transmission; neuromuscular junction development; regulation of voltage-gated calcium channel activity. Gene Ontology annotation, cellular component: voltage-gated calcium channel complex. The record is from RefSeq and is a predicted model, not a curated record.
AUGAAUCCAUGGACCCGACCUGCCUUGGAUCAACAGUCCUGGAUGGUGGAGAUGGUGAAAUGGUGUGAAGAUGGUGUGACUUCUUUUCACACUUUGGGUUCGGCUGAUUCCUACACGAGUAGACCCUCGGACUCCGACCUGUCCCUGGAGGAGGAUAAGGAGGCGUCUCGGCGGGAAGCCGAGCGCCAGGCCGUGCUGCAGCUCGAAAGAGCCAAGUCCAAACCUGUGGCUUUUGCAGUGAAAACUAAUGUGAGUUACUGCGGGGCUCUCGAUGAGGACUGUCCUGUGCAGGGCGCUGCCAUCAACUUUGAAGCCAAAGACUUUCUCCACAUCAAAGAGAAGUACAAUAAUGACUGGUGGAUCGGACGGCUGGUAAAGGAAGGGGCUGACAUCAGCUUCAUCCCGAGUCCAGCCAAACUGGAAGCUAUGCGUCUCAAACAGGAGCUGAAAGCUGCACAGAGGAAAGCAGGAGGGAAUGCACAGUCAGGAGGCUGGAGGUCAACUCCUCCAUCAUCUGCCAAACAGAAGCAAAAGCAGACAGAGCACGUUCCACCAUAUGAUGUUGUACCCUCCAUGAGGCCGGUUGUGCUGGUCGGACCCUCACUGAAAGGCUAUGAGGUGACAGACAUGAUGCAGAAAGCACUGUUUGACUUCCUAAAACACAGGUUUGAUGGAAGAAUCUCUAUCACGCGAGUGACUGCAGAUCUGUCUCUGGCCAAAAGGUCUGUGCUCAAUAAGAAAGCCAUUGUAGAGAGAUCCAACACACGCUCCAGCUUAGCUGAGGUCCAAAGUGAGAUAGAGAGGAUAUUUGAGUUGGCAAAGUCCUUGCAGUUGGUGGUACUCGACGCAGACACUAUUAACCAUCCAGCACAACUGUCAAAGACGUCCCUCGCUCCCAUCAUUGUGUAUGUCAAAGUUUCAUCGCCGAAGGUUCUCCAAAGACUCAUCAAAUCCAGGGGAAAGUCUCAAAGCAAGCACCUAAAUGUACAGAUGAUGGCAGGAGAUAAACUCGCCCAGUGUCCACCAGAAAUGUUUGAUGUCAUACUGGAUGAGAAUCAGUUAGAGGAUGCAUGUGAACACUUGGCAGAGUAUCUCGACAUCUACUGGCGUGCAACUCACCUGCCGAGCUCAGCCCCUGCAAACCCCCUAAUAGAGCAAAAGGUGGUAACCCCACCAUCAGGCAACUCCAGCCAACAGUUCUCUGAGACACAGGAAUUGAUUGAAUGAGUGCUGUCAACGCCCUGGCUUACAGUACAGGUGGUGGAAAGUUCCAGUGCUUCCCUCGGUCCGUCUCUCAGAGGUCAGCCCCUCUCGGCCCCUGUGAAUGGAGCAGCUGCCCCCUGAGGGGGAGGAGGAUGGAGAGAUGAGGAUAUAUUAAGAUGAGGAUGAACUCCACCAAACCGGGCACACAGAAGGCACCACCUCGAUCCGUAACUAGCACAGCCAUGCGUGCCCCGUCUCCACAACUCAGGACCGCGCCACUGCAGCACAACGUACACAUACACAGAUGCAACACAAUACCUUGCAGCACACAUUUAAGAGCCCUAUUCGGAUAGGAUUUAUUUUACGUGGGGCGUUGAUUCUUUACAGGUGCUACUCAGUGAUAUCUUAUUUUUGUCCUGAUGCGCAGUGUUGGUUUGUUUCUCUGUCCUCACCUCAAAUUCCAGCCAAAAAUUCCUACUGGUCUGGUCAUUUUAGUGAUAAGAUAUUUCUGCAAUUUGGGCUUUGGUGUUGUAAAACGUUUUUCAACCAUUUGUACAUGCUUCUAUGUGUGUUUAGUGUUCUAUGUGCUGACACACAGCAGUCCCUAUUAAAGGAUACAUUGGGAUAGGUUCACCAAAACAAAUCUAGCAACCUUCACUGGUAGCCCAUCAAAAGUAAAUUAAAUCAUAGUAUAAUGACUCAGACCUAUUCAUAUUUAUAUCACAAGGAAAGCUAUAAAACUUCAAAUUAUUUUCGUGCCAAAAUAUUAUGACAUCAGUUUAUAAUUGUAACUCCACAUUAUAACUACUAGUAAACAAAUCCUCUACUGCCGGUGGCAUAUAUGGUAUCCCUCAAGGAUCGGUCCUCUGGCCACUUUUUUUCACCUUAUAUAUGCUUCCCCUUAGCCAGAUCAUCCACAAACAUGGUCUUAGCGUUCAGAGUUACACAGACAGAUUUAUUAGUAUUUAUCUCAGUACAAGGUCCACCAAAGCUUUUCCUCCCACCUCUUUAACUGAAUGUAUUCAUGAUUACAUGAUAUAAAGUCAUGGAUGGAAACCAUCUACCUUAAAUGAAACCCUUACUUGUUACCCAUAAAACCCUUCUAUUUCCACUUUGACAUUGUUUGAGUCAUAUUAACCCAUUUACAAAUCUAGAUCUAAUGCUUACAACACUUACUUAAUACUUACUUCUCACUUACAAAGCAUUACAUGUGUCUUGUUCUGCCUUAUCUGUCUGAGCUGCUACACCCCUACACCCCUGCCCAGACUCUCAGGUCAACUACUACUGGUUUGCUAGUCAUGCCCAAGACCAGACUAACAUCAGGGGAAGGCAGAUUAUCCUCCAGGACCUUCAUGACUGCACUUACUUCUUUAUAAAUAAAUUCUUUCUUCACCAACAUAUCUUCCCUUCCUUCACCCAGUAGGAUAAUGUUUUGUUAAUAUAUACAUUUAUUUGUA